UACAGACUCAGGUGUGCUGCUGACAGGUGCAUGCUGUGUGCAACGGGAACUGCUGCUCGAUGGUUCCGCAGAGUGAACCUGGCUGAAGUGCGACCCCUGGUGGACGAAGAUGAGUCUGAGUGAAGUGAGGGAGCUAUCCAUGUACUCAGUGGCUGUCUCUCGACCUGCCGACUACCCCUCGCACGCCCGGCCAGCUGAGAACAUCCUCGCGCCUGGGAGGUGAUCCAGGAUUUGAGAAGAGGAGAGGACGGGGAGACAUCACCUACACAGCUCGACCACCAUGCAGACACUCGGGGUCCCUUUUUUGCUGUUUUGGCUUAUCUGGGGCCACUGCUGCGCCCUCGGCGGAAAAGUGAACAAGCACAAGCCGUGGAUAGAGACAUCUUACCACGGUGUGAUCACCGAGAACAUGGACACGGUACUGCUGGACCCUCCUCUGGUAGCUCUAGACAAGGAUGCCCCGGUCCCCUAUGCUGGGGAGAUUUGUGCCUUUAAGAUCUAUGGUCAGGAUGCUCCAUUCGAAGCAGUGGUGUUGAAUCGCACAUCUGGAGAGGGAGUCCUGAGGGCCAGCAGCCCAGUGGACUGUGAGAGCCAGAAAGAGUACACCUUCAUAAUCCAGGCCUACGACUGCGGGGCUGGACCCAGUGGGGCCGACUGGAAGAAAUCCCACAAGGCGGUGGUUCACAUCCAGGUUGAUGACGUCAAUGAGUUCAGUCCUGUCUUUCGGGAGCCGUUGUACAAGGCGUCAGUAACAGAGGGCAAGAUCUAUGACAGCAUUUUGCAGGUGGAAGCUUGGGACCAGGACUGCUCACCUCAAUACAGCCAGAUCUGCAACUAUGAAAUUGUCACUGCAGGGACACCAUUUGCCAUAGACCGCAAUGGAAACAUCAGAAAUACGGAGCGACUGAGCUAUGACAAGCAGCAGACCUACAAGAUUAUGGUGACGGCCUUUGACUGUGGUCAGAAGAGAGCAAAGGAGGACGUGGCUGUGCAUAUUGAUGUCAAGCCUGUUUGCAAACCUGGAUGGCAAGGCUGGAACAAGCGUGUGGACUACGAGCCAGGGACUGGGAGCAAGCAGCUGUUCCCCAAGAUGCACUUGGAAACCUGUGGCGGUCCCCUGUCUGGCGUGAGGGCCAUGGUGGAGCUGCAGACCAAUCACAUCGGGAAGGGCUGUGACCGUGAAACUUACUCUGAAAAGUCUCUGCAAAAACUCUGCGGUGCAGCAUCAGGCAGCACAGACCUCCUUCCUGCCCCCAGCCCUUCCACAAACUGGACGGUGUCUCUGCUGACUGACAGCGGGCGAGACAGCGACCUCAUCUACAGGUUCGACGGGCGUCAGGCUGCCAACGUUCCAGAUCAUGUGGUGCCCCAAAACCUGACAGACCAGUUCACCAUAGCAACCUGGAUGAAACACGGGCCCAGUCCAGGACUCAGAGCUGAGAAGGAAACCUUACUGUGUAACUCUGACAAGACCGAGAUGAACCGCCACCAUUACUCUCUGUACGUUCACAACUGCCGCCUGGUGUUCCUGCUGAGAAGAGAUUUCACUCAGGUCGACACUUUCAGACCUGCCGAAUUCCACUGGAAACUGGAGCAGAUCUGUGACAAGGAAUGGCACUAUUAUGUGAUCAACGUGGAAUUUCCUGCAGUGACACUAUUUGUGGACGGUGUGACCUAUGAACCCUACCUGGUGACGGACGACUGGCCGAUCCAUGCCUCAAAGAUUGAUACGCAGCUGACUGUGGGUGCCUGCUGGCAAGGCGGUGAGGUAGCAACCCCAAGGUUCACCCAGUACUUCCAUGGCAGCCUGUCAGGUCUGACAAUCCGACCAGGCCGCAUUGAAACCCAGAAGGUUAUCUCCUGUCUGCAGGCCUGCAAAGAAGGCCUUGAUAUAAACUCCCUUGAAAGCCUAGCUAAGGACAUCAAGUUCCAUUUUAAUCCUGCCCAGUCUGUGCUGGUGGUGGAAGGAGAGGAUGUGGACAGCAUCAACACAGCUAUGACCAAAGUUUCCUACAUCAACUCUCGCCAGUUCCCCACAGCAGGCCUCCGACGGCUGCACAUCACCACCACAGUACAGUGUUUCGGAGAGGACACGUGUCUCUCCAUCCCAGACAUCAAGGCAGUGGUUAUGGUGCUGCCGCCCAGUGAACCGAGAAUCACAAUUACAGGAUCUAAUCGACUCGUCAGGCCUGCUGGUGACCUGCGGGGUCCGCUGGGUGUGGCACCCUUCAAAGAGCUUCACAUCACCAGCACAGUAAUGAAGGGAGACAGCUUCGGUGGAUUCCACAGACCAGGUGUGAUGGAGGUGAUGCACAACCUGGACUACUGUGACAUCCUGGUAAUUGGAGAGGAACUGAAUCCUGAGAAAGAGAGUCUGGAGAUUCAUCAUAGUGCUUUGUUGGGAAAACACCUGGAUGCUACCAACUCCACCUCGGGAAUUUCAAUAUAUGGUGUGGACUCCAUGGCCCACUAUGAGCAGGCACUGAGACAGGUGCGCUACAGGAACUGGCGACCUGCCACCCUCAGCGAGAGAAGGUUCAGACUCACCUGCUCCGAACUCAACGGACGUUACACCAGCAACGAGUUCAUUUUGGAGGUCAGUGUUCUUCACCACUCGGCACCUGUGGAGCAUGUCAAUCAUAUGGCAGCCCAGCCUCAGUACAUGAGACCCGUCCAUCACCCACUCAUGAUACACACUUUCAACUCACACGCAUCAGGAGCAGCACCUCCAGCAGCCACAGUAGUCAUCGUGGUUUGUAUCGCCGCCCUGGUUGUGAUUGUGGUGAUCGGAGUGUACAGGAUCCAUGCCACACAUCAGGAGGGGUCCAGAGAGGACGAGGACGAGGUCAAAGACCCUGAGGCGGACUGGGACAACUCUGCUCUCACCAUCACUGUCAACCCCAUGGAGAACAUAAGAGGAGCUCAGGUGCUGGACGAAGAGGUAAAAGAGGAGAGCCGGGAGGACGAGGAAGAAGAAGAGGAUGAGGAACAGGUUGGAGGAAUGACAAGUGCUGAGUCAGACAACAGUGAUGAAGAUGAGGAGGAGGAAGAGGAAGAAGAAAGAGAAGAUGUGAAAGAGAGGAAGCAGAAGGGAAAACUUGAGUGGGACAGUUCCUCUGUAACAUACUGACCACACACACAUAUAUAUAAACAUCAUAACUACAUGUACACAGCACUCUCUACAAGUUUGUCUCUCCCUUUCCCCCUCUCUAUCAACCACACACACACACACACACACACACACACACACACAGACACAGACACAAAAACCUAAUCUCUGAUAAAAUUAUUUACAAUCCAUAGCUGGAAAUGAGACUUCAAAUCGUCCUAGGGUGUUAUUUCUAGUGAAACAUCGCCCUCUGUUGGACAAAGUCAGAACUACUGAAUCAGCUACAGUCCCACAGUGCUUGAACUGUGUCUGUAUGCACAUUAUUAUUCACAUCAGAGUCAGUGAUGCUGAGCAAAACUAUAUCAAACAAGCACAGUCUUCUCAUUGUGUGUGCAAAAUUAACUAGAGUAAAAAUUACAAUCGCGGACAAAAUCUUAAAUAUGGCAACACAAAUAUAAACACAACAAUGAUUUAUUUUUAUCCCAACAUUUAAUAUUUACAUGUGUCCUCAGAUUACUUUUGUAUUGUUUACUUUUCAAACAGAUUAUCUGCAGGAUGGUCAGUUAUUAACAGAUUUAUCAGCGAGAUGUAUCCACAUACAUAUCCAUUGAUAAAUGUAUCCAUAAAUUUUAAAAAUAUAUUUCCUUCAGCCUAUAUAGUAGGUAUAACAUAGCUGUGUUGUCACUCAGUAUAUAUCCUCUGUUCUCAUCUUUAACUCAAACCGGAUGCUCUUCUGUCUUUAAAAUCUGUGUGAUCAGUGCUGAGUUUCUCUAAACUCAUCACAGUGCUGUGGUUCUGUGGCCUGGGCAAAGACAAACAUGUUAAUCUCUGACAUAAACAUUCCACCUUUGUCCUGAUUUACAGACAAUAUAAAGCAGAAUAAUUAACUAUUACAUUUUUGGGUUUCUUAGCUAAGUUAAUCACUUUUCUAUCAGUUUAAAGCUGAUUGACAAAGUUGAUUGUAAUGAAACUACUCGUAGAGUUGGCGGCAUUCAAAGCCUGUUUGUUUGCAUCUGCGUCCUCCAUCGUAUCUAUUCAUACUGUGGCCCGAUAUAGCCUUUUGAUGUUUAGGGUUAGAUAUUAUCUUUCUUUUUCAGCAGAUGAAAUGAUACAGAGAUGUUACUGUGUGCUGUCUUUCAUUUUUAAUUCCAUAAUAAAGGGAGCCCUCUAUGCAAUAAUGGGCCCGGUAAACAGACCAGGACACAGAAACAGGGGUACUCCAGAGAUUUAGACUUUUGAGAGACAGAUUUAAAACUGGUUAACGAUCAGUGCAUAAGAGGCCGAGAUAUCCUGACCUGACGUCUAGUGCCUAGUAUGGGUCAAUCUCCAAAAAUGCCUGAUCCUACACUACCCAUAAUGCAACUCACUUGCCUGACCUGCCAAACAUCUAAAUUAGCCCAAUACACAAACUUGUAGGUGUUGACUAUAUUAAAUAAAAAAACAAAAAAACUUGCUGUAGCUGAAAAUCUCAGAGUAGUGCAGACCUGUAGCAGAGCUGAGAUGCUGCAGCUUCUUAAUGUGACCUCUGCUAAUGUGUCCAUAAGACUUUUUCCUGGCCAAACCAAAACAACUGAUGAUGUCCUCACUGCUGUACGUAUAUUUCCGACCAGUUUCUCUUUCCCUUCUCAUUCCUUUCUCCACAGCAUCGUCAGAAAACCACAAAUUAUGAGCCAUCUCCUUUUGUUGCUUGGUGCUUCUGAUUUGCAGGUAUCACUGAUUGUUACCAUGGAAACAUGGCUCCUAGGGCUAAGUUAGUCAGGUGGCUGUGUGGUUUACUUUUAUGAUGAGUCAGUCUUUAUUUUUAUGACAUGUCGAAUUAACAUUAGAGUAUUUUAAGAGCGAAAUCAAGACUGACCUAACACUACAGACCAGUCUAAACCGUUGUGAAACUGGUUCCAGGUCUUUUUACGCACAACACCUUCAGAUUGUAACACAGGCUUUAUGUUAAGUUUGUCUCAUGUCAAAGCAGUGAUAACCCUGAAUAUAAUUUUCUCAGACCUUACAAACCUCCUACACACAGCCACAGAUGACAUGACACAACUGUUAGGGCUAAGUAGUACAGACCCUCACGAGAAAAACAGGCGGAGUGCCCCUUUAAAGUGAAGACCCACAGAGAAACUUUGCUAAACUUUGUUGGAGAAAAAAAGCAGAGUGAUGUGUUUAUUUUACUGGUGUUGUCAAGUCCACCGUCCUGCACAUCUUCUCCAGAACCACAAGCAGAAUCGGAAACUUCACUGAUAUACUGAUAUCAAUUGCAUCUCAUUACAGCAGAUUCAGUAAAUCAGCUCAGACAAACCCCCCAUUUAAUCCUGUGAGUUUGUCUCCAUUCAGAUGAUCUAAAAAAAAAAAUAAAAAAAACCCCACCUCCCUUUGACAUUCCCAUCUCCACUCAGAGAAGUCCCCUCUCAUCUGUUGAAGACAGUAUCGGUGACUAUUACUCCCUCUGAGCUCUGAUACGUCUCCCCGCUCACCUUUCCCUCCUGUCGGCCUUUAAGCACCUGUGAUUGUGAUGUCAUCAUUGUGAAACAACUGCCUUGUUUCCCUUGUCCUCCUUUGUCAUAUUGUGCUUCUGAAAGAUUAAAGAGAAAAAAAAAGAUUCUUUUACAUAUAAAAACAAACCCUGUAAAAAUGUUGGAGACAGUUAUUUUAUAUAUCCGUUUUCUUUUUCUUUUUGUAAACAAAAUGGUUGGGAUCUCUCUCUCUUUAGUGGUCAUCCCACUGCUUUCUGUAUAUUGACCAAUAAAGACUUGUUUUAGACUCUA
Molecule: messenger RNA, 5871 nt
Organism: Lates calcarifer (barramundi perch)
Lineage: Eukaryota; Metazoa; Chordata; Actinopteri; Centropomidae
Gene: clstn2a
Product: calsyntenin 2a
Exons: 20
Coding region: 281-3130 (949 amino acids)
Biological process (GO): positive regulation of synaptic transmission; homophilic cell-cell adhesion; positive regulation of synapse assembly
Cellular component (GO): cell surface; postsynaptic membrane
Molecular function (GO): calcium ion binding; kinesin binding; amyloid-beta binding
Source: RefSeq, a predicted model, not a curated record